AUGGUGUACGUGUACUUAGCAUGGCUACUCCGCGUCGCAUGGCCAUUAAACUCCAGCUGCCCAUUGCGUAUAGUAGGACAAACUUUAUACCUAGUGAUUAACACGGGGGCGAUAAUGUGCAGCCUGGCAGCGCUGGCGCGCGGCUGCCGGCCCGCCUCCGCGGCCGCCAAGCCCUGCUGUCUCUGCUGGUGUUGUUGCUGUUCUUGCUCUUGCCUGGCGGUGCGCGGCUCGGACACCGGGCCCGGCAAGAAGGUCCGCGAGCCCGGGCCGCAGGAGCCGCUGCUCAACGACGGAGACGCCCCGCCGACGCUGGAGGAGAUCCAGAGCUGGGGGCAGUCCUUUGACCGACUCAUGCGCAGUGCCGCCGGACGAAAAGUGUUCCGCGAUUUCCUUCGCGGAGAAUACUCGGAGGAAAACAUCAUGUUCUGGCUCGCGUGCGAAGAGCUCAAGCGCGAGACCGACCCCGACGCGGUUGAGGAAAAAGCGCGCUUCAUCUACGAGGACUACAUCUCGAUACUGUCUCCCAAGGAGGUGUCCCUGGACUCGCGCGUGCGCGAGGUCGUAAAUCGCAACAUGGUGGAGCCCACGCCGCACACCUUUGACGACGCGCAGCUGCAGAUUUACACACUGAUGCACCGCGACUCGUAUCCGCGCUUCGUCAACUCGCCGCUGUUCAAGACGCUGGCGCGCUUGUCCAGCGCCGAGAGCGGCCCGACGGCGGCGGCGGCAGGCACGGCCACUUCUCCCGCGCCCGCCGCCCCCGCGCCUCCAUGA
Messenger RNA from Arctia plantaginis, 774 nucleotides. NCBI's taxonomy places the organism in Eukaryota, Metazoa, Arthropoda, Insecta, Lepidoptera, Erebidae. The record is from the annotation of a GenBank genome assembly.